Molecule: messenger RNA, 1632 nt
Organism: Cutaneotrichosporon oleaginosum
Lineage: Eukaryota; Fungi; Basidiomycota; Tremellomycetes; Trichosporonales; Trichosporonaceae
Biological process (GO): ubiquitin-dependent protein catabolic process; regulation of protein catabolic process
Cellular component (GO): proteasome complex; proteasome regulatory particle, lid subcomplex
Molecular function (GO): enzyme regulator activity
Source: RefSeq, a predicted model, not a curated record
CUCUAACAUCUUCGUCCUUUCGUCAUCUCGCUCCUCUAACCAUUCACCAUGACCUCUGCACCCGCGAAGGAGAAGGAGACUUCGCCCACCCCCGCCGUCGACUCCAAGGAGACCAAGGCGGAGCCCGCGCCGCCGGUGCUGACCGUCGAGGAUGAAAUCCUCAACAAUAUCGCUCUCAUUGGCAGGACAGUCGCAACCGCCGAGCCACGGUACACCACGCGUGUUCUACGCACCCUCACGCACCUGCGGAAGAAGCUCACCAAGCCGGCGCUCAAGGACGCGUUGGAGCGCGCCUUCCCCAAGCAGUCCAAAACCGGCCAGCAGCUCCUCGCGUCCUCCGUCUUCAAGACCUUGCCAGACCCACCUGUCACAGACGAGUCGAUGGAGGUGGACGAGGCGUCAACGGACGCAGACAAGGACAAGGGCAAGAGCGGGGAAAGCUCGACGCCCGCCCCCGCGCCCAAGAAGUACGUUGUGCCGCUCGACGCGGCGCGACAGGACCUUAUUCCCGAGGGCAUCGUCUACCUCCGCCUCCUAAUUAUCUUGGCGGCCCUCGACGCCGGGGAGGUCGCCGAGGCCGGCGCGUUCGCCAAGGCCACCACCGAGAUCAUCCAGACCGCCAACCGCCGCACCAUGGACCAGAUCGCCGCAAAGGUCUACUUCUACCUCGCGCGCACGUACGAGCUGCAGGGCCGUCUUGCUGAGCUCCGCCCCACGCUUCUCGCCGUACGCCAGUCGGCCCGUCUCCGCAAGGACGAGAACCUCGAGAUAACCGUCGUCAACCUCCUCCUUCGCUCUUACCUCCAGUCCAACCUAUACGACCAGGCCGACAAGCUGCUCUCCAAGAUCGAGAUGCCUACGUCGAGCAACACAGCCCAAACCGCCCGCUGGUUGUUCUACACUGCGCGCCUGCGCGCUGUGCAGCUCAACUACGCUGGUGCUGCUGAUCUCCUCCUCACCGCCAUCCGUCGUGCGCCUAAGGACGAGGUUGCGCCAGGAUUUGUGCAGAUUAUCCACAAAUUCUACAUUGUCACGGAAAUGCUCACCGGCCGCAUCCCCGACCGCGCCAUGUUCCGCCGGCCGGUGUUGCAGCACGCCCUCCUUCCCUACUUCCAGAUCGUGCAGGCCGUCCGCGUUGGCGACGUCGCGGCUUUCCAGCGCGCAUUUACCACCCAUGAGCAGGCGUUCCUUGCUGAUUCGACUCACUUCCUCAUCCUCCGACUGCGGCAUUUCGUCAUCCGCACCGCGCUGCGGACAAUCACGCUCGCAUACUCGCGCAUCUCGCUGCGUGACGUGUGCCUCAAGCUUGGCCUCGACUCGGAGGAGGACACCGAGUACAUUGUGGCCAAGGCGAUCAAGGACCGUGUGAUUGAUGCCACUAUCGACCACAAGGGCGGGUUCAUGCAGUCCAAGGUCAAGAGGGACGUGUAUGAGACAGACGAGCCCCAGCAGCAGAUCGCUCAGCGCCUCAAGUAUGCGCUGGAAAUGCACAACGACGCGCUGCAGGGCAUGCGCUUUGCUGCCAAUGUGCACCGUAAGGAUCUUGAGACGGCGGCCGACGCGCGCGAGCGCGACAGGGAGAUUGCCCAGAUGAUUCAGGAGUCGGACGAGACCCUCGACGAUGACGUGUAG